CAGAUGAUCAAACGUUUGGAAACUGAAACAGUCGAAAGAAGCAGUGACGAAUCUGAAGAAAAUGGCCUGGACGAGCAAAAGACAGCCACAUAAUCAGUGAAAAUUUAGUGAAGGAGAAGUCAUGGCCUGCGCCCGAGUGCCACUGGAUGAGCAGCAGGUGACCGAGCCGGGCCCGCUGGGAAAAGAGCACACGCUGCCUGCACUGCACCCGGCCAGGAAGGAGGAGCGCUGCUUUGUGCCUUACAAAUCCCCCCCAGAAGACGGCUCUCCGGCUGAGGUGGAGGAGUUUUUGGAACAUGCCAAAUUCAUCACAGAGGACCUGGAGUGGCUGCUGACGCUGCCUCAUGACAAGUUCUGGUGUCAGGUGGUGUUUGACGAGUCUCUGCAGAGGUGUCUGGAUUCAUACCUGCAUCACGCCCCUCGCGGCCUCGACCUCGCCACCCUGCCCUCCUCCCCAGCAGUAGCCGACAUGCAGCGCUCCGUCCACAGGUUGGUCUUCUUGACCUUCCUCAGGAUGGCCACACACAAAGAGUCUAAGGACAACUUUAUCACGCCGGCUGUGUUUGGAGAAAUUAUCUAUGAGAACUUCCUGUUUGACAUUCCCAAAAUCCUGGAUCUGUGCGUGCUCUUCGGAAAGGGCAACAGCCAGCUGCUGCAAAAGAUGAUCGAGAACAUCUUCACCCAGCAGCCGUCUUACUACAGCGACCUGGAUGAGACGGUGCCCACUGUGUUACAGGUGUUCGACACCAUCGUGGACAAGUGCGGUCUCCACUGUGAGGGAGCCGCCGCCAUGGAGCCCAUGAAGCUGAACGCACACAAACAGCCCACUGCCAUGACCAUGAGCCAGCAGGAACUUGUAGAUCUUAUUCUGUACCUGUGUGACUCGACCACCACCAUCCAUGCCUUCCUGGACAUCUUCCCUGCCGCCUGCUCCAGCUUCCACUCCCACUGCUUCCUCAGCAGACUGACCUCGUUUUAUGAGACCGCUGUGCCUGACCUGGAGAAGGCGGUGAAGAAGAGAAACUUUGAUGAUAAAGGUCUUCAGGAGGACUUGUGGAAGAGAUUGUCCCACUCCUGUCGUAAGAUAGUGGAGAUGGCUCACCUGCUGCUGCAUCACACCUGCCUACAGCCGAUCCUGGAGGGCGGAGAAAACCUACAAACAUUUGCAGAGGAGCUCCUGCAGCAUUUCUCAUCUUUUUUACCCGAGAAAAGGUAA
Molecule: messenger RNA, 1216 nt
Organism: Plectropomus leopardus (leopard coralgrouper)
Lineage: Eukaryota; Metazoa; Chordata; Actinopteri; Perciformes; Serranidae
Source: RefSeq, a predicted model, not a curated record